Molecule: messenger RNA, 1903 nt
Organism: Carlito syrichta (Philippine tarsier)
Lineage: Eukaryota; Metazoa; Chordata; Mammalia; Primates; Tarsiidae
Gene: PDILT
Product: protein disulfide isomerase like, testis expressed
Exons: 11
Coding region: 14-1768 (584 amino acids)
Biological process (GO): protein folding
Cellular component (GO): endoplasmic reticulum
Source: RefSeq, a predicted model, not a curated record
CUGCAGGACAGCCAUGGAGCUGCUCUGGAUGGCCCUGCUGCUGGUGGCUACUUGUGUCUCUACUGUCCACAACUCACCAGAGGUGAACACCGAUGUUCCUAGCAUCAACAUAACCAAGCCCUUGCACAUCAGGGAGGAACACAAUCUGCUGGUGCUGACGCCUGCUGGCCUGAUCCAGAUGCUGAACCAGACCCGCUUCCUCAUAGUGCUUUUCCACAACCCAUCAUCAAAGAAAUCCAGAAACCUGGCGGAGGAGCUGGGAAAAGCUGUGGAGAUGGUGGGCAAAGGCAAGAACGGGCUCGGCUUUGGCAAAGUGGACAUCACGGUAGAGAAGGAGCUUCGGCAGGAGUUUGGCAUUACGAAAGCCCCGGAGCUGAAGCUAUUUUUUGAGGGCAACAGAUUGGAGCCCAUCAGCUGCGAAGGAGUGGUUGAAUCUGCUGCGUUGGUCGUUUGGUUGAGAAGACAAAUAAGCCAGAAAGCGUUUUUGUUCAACAGUAGCCAAGAGGUGGCAGAGUUUGUGACAGCCAGGCCCUUGGUCAUCAUGGGCUUUUUCCAGGAUUUAGAGGAAGAAGUAGCAGAGCUGUUCUACGAUGUUAUCAAAGACUUCCCAGAGUUAACGUUCGGAGUGAUAGCAAUUGUUAAUACAGCUGGGCGUUUCCACGUCACUCUGGACAGUGUCCUGGUGUUCAAAAAGGGAAGAAUUGUGAACCGCCAAGAGCUCAUCAAUGAGAGUACCAACAAACAAGACCUCAACAGAGUCAUAAAACAGCACCUUACAGAUUUUGUGAUUGAAUACAACUUUGAGAAUAGGAAUCUGAUUUAUGAAUUGAACAUCCCGAAUCACAUGCUGCUGUUUGUCUCCAAAAGCUCUGAGUCAUAUGAAGUCAUAAUUCAGCAUUAUAAGCUGGCAUUGAAGGAAUUCCAAAACAAGAUCCUUUUCAUCCUUGUGAACACCGACGAGUCCAGAAAUGGCCGUGUCUUAGAAUACUUCCGUGUCACAGAGGUCGAUGUCCCAUCUGUACAAAUUCUAAACAUGAGCUCCGACAACAGGUACAAAAUGCCUUCAGAUGAGAUAACCUACGACAACCUCAGGAAAUUUGGCCAUAGCUACCUGGGUAAAAGUGCCAAGAAACAUCAGUCCAGUGAAGAGAUUCCAAAAUAUUGGAACCAGGGACUAGUUAAGCAGCUUGUGGGGAAGAACUUCAACAUAGUCGUCUUUGACAAGGAAAGAGACGUAUUUGUGAUGUUCUAUGCGCCCUGGUCUGAAAAGUGUAAGGCGCUGUUCCCAUUAUUGGAGGAGUUAGGCAGAAAGUAUCAAAACCACUCCACAGUCACCAUCGCCAAGAUCGACAUCACAGCCAACGACAUUCAGCUAAUGUAUAUGGACCGGUACCCAUUCUUCAGGCUGUUCCCUACCGACUCUCAACAAGCCAUCCUAUAUAAGGGAGAACAUACCCUGAAGGGCUUCUCUGACUUCCUGGAAAGCCACGUCAAGACCAGGGUUGAGGAUGAGGAUGAGUUAUUGUUUGUUGAGCAAAAUGAAAUGACAGAAGAGGAGGUAUUAACUGAGGAAAAGGAGAUACCUGUUAUAGAGGAAGAGUCACCUGAAGAGCAGUUGCCUAAGGUGGAGAACAUGACCAAGCACUUGACCAAGCUGGAAGAGGCAGCUGGACGGAAGAAAACACCUGAGGAGGUGGUGGCAGCGGCACCUAAGCCAAAGGGGCCUCCACAACCAGAGAAGAAACCAAAAGUCAAGGAAGAACUUUAGUUCCUCUGAAACCAGGAGGAAAGAUGCCCAUUUUCUAAGUCCUAGCAUCAUAUUCUGAGUGGGUUCGUUCUAAUAAAAGUAUAUAUCACUGUGAUGGGACAGGCAGGGGACGGGAUAAUAAAGCCCUUGAAUGUC